Molecule: messenger RNA, 925 nt
Organism: Eruca vesicaria subsp. sativa (arugula)
Lineage: Eukaryota; Viridiplantae; Streptophyta; Magnoliopsida; Brassicales; Brassicaceae
Source: the annotation of a GenBank genome assembly
AUGAUGCAACAAAGUGAAGACACAUCUUCUGUUUUGUCCUUGAAAGACCCAAACUUUCUAUCACUACUCUCUCUUCAAACACUCCAGAAGCCGCCUUGGGAACUCAGAAACUAUCUCCCACAUGAAGUUCCAGAGUUUCAUUCACCGUCAGAAACCAACUACUACCAUCACAACCCAUCUCUGGAAAAAAUCAAUGAAGCCAUCACACGCCAAGAACUUCAAUUAAACCCACUACGCAAGCGCAGAAACAACAACUUGGCAGCAUCAUCAGUGAGCAGAGAGAAGAGAAAGAGAAAGAGAACCAAACCAGCAAAGAACACAGAAGAGAUGGAGAGUCAGAGAAUGACACACAUAGCGGUUGAGCGUAACCGCAGACGCCAAAUGAACGUUCAUCUCAACUCACUCCGCUCUCUCAUCCCAUCUUCCUACAUCCUCAGAGGAGACCAAGCGUCAAUAGUAGGAGGAGCUAUAGACUUUGUAAAGAUCCUCGAGCAACAGUUGCAAUCACUUGAAGCGGAGAAGAUGACUCAACAACAACAAACUGAUAGCAAAGACAUUUCGUUGCGUGUGAGUAAUGUUGAAGAACAAAGUAGUAAACUGAGAAUCGAUGCAACGGUGAUAGAGAGUCACGUGAAUCUCAAAAUACAAUGUCCGAAGAGACAAGGACAACUUCUGAGAACAAUCAUUUGGCUAGAGAAGCUUAGAUUCACUGUUCUUCAUCUCAACGUUACAUCUCCAUGCAAUGCAUCUGUCUCUUAUUCCUUCAACCUCAAGAUGGAAGAAGACUGUAGUUUGACAUCGGCCGAUGAGAUAACGGCGGCGGUUCGUCAGAUAUUUCAUUGCUGAAUUAAAAGACAUGAAAAUCAAAGAAAAAGCAAAAAAGUAACGUUCUUUUCGUAGCUUCUGUUUCUCGAGUAUGCGAAGG